Anoplopoma fimbria (sablefish) is the source of this 1647-nucleotide messenger RNA. It is a transcript of the gene slc1a8b, whose product is annotated as solute carrier family 1 member 8b. The record is from RefSeq and is a predicted model, not a curated record. Gene Ontology annotation, biological process: L-glutamate transmembrane transport. Gene Ontology annotation, molecular function: glutamate:sodium symporter activity; L-glutamate transmembrane transporter activity; neutral L-amino acid transmembrane transporter activity. The transcript has 11 exons. NCBI's taxonomy places the organism in Eukaryota, Metazoa, Chordata, Actinopteri, Perciformes, Anoplopomatidae. The coding region runs from base 1 to 1647 and encodes 548 amino acids. Gene Ontology annotation, cellular component: plasma membrane.
AUGGGUUGGUUGAAGAAGUUAUUAAAAAAUAUGGUUUCAGCGAAAGCCAGGGCGUACGUGAGGGACUACUGCAGGAGGAACGGUCUGCUGACGCUCUCCGUCUUUGCUGUAGUGACGGGCUGUGUGCUUGGAUUCGCCCUGAGGUCGCUCAACCUGUCCACACAGGCUAAGAUCUACUUCUCCUUCCCUGGAGAACUGCUGAUGAGGAUGUUAAAGAUGUUGAUUCUGCCGCUCAUCACCUCCAGUCUUAUGUCAGGCCUGUCAGCCAUGGACACAAAGGCAAGUGGUCGACUAGGAGUCCUGACUAUCACCUACUACCUGUGGACGACCUUCAUCGCUGUCAUCGUCGGCAUCGUACUGGUGCUCAUCAUCCAUCCGGGGACGGGCUCAGAGAAGGAUGGCCACCAUUCAAGUUCAGGGCCUGUUAUGACCUCAGCUGACGCUCUGCUGGACCUCAUCAGGAACAUGAUCCCGUCAAAUCUAAUUGAAGCAACGUUUCAGCAGUACCGGACGGACCUGGUACCUAUUGUACAGAACUCUGAUGUAAAAGAAUCUCAAGCCAACUAUGUGUAUGUCAUGCCCGACUACCACAACCCUCAAAUGGGCCACCCGGUCUUCCUGGAGAUCACCCCUGCUCCCGACGUCAAGUAUAAAAUCGUCCCAAGUACCAGCAAGGGCAUGAACGUACUGGGGAUUGUCAUCUUCUCGGCCACCAUGGGACUGCUGCUGGGGAAGAUGGGAGAACGGGGAGCGCCAUUGGUCAACGUGUGCCAGUGCAUCAACGAGUGCGUCAUGAAGAUUAUCAACGCUGCUAUGUGGUACUUCCCCUUCGGCAUUGUGUUCCUUGUGGCGGGGAAGAUCCUGGAUAUGCACGAUCCGGCCCACCUGGGGGAGAAGCUGGGCAUGUACUUCAUCACGGUCCUGUCUGGUUUGUUUGUGCACGGCCUCAUCCUGCUGCCUCUCUUCUUCUACUUCUUUACACGCAAAAACCCCUUCCCCUACAUCAGAGGGCUGCUGCAGGCUCUUGUCAUUGCACUGGCCACAUCGUCAAGCUCCGCCACGUUGCCCAUCACCAUGAAGUGUCUCCUGGAGAACUGUGGAGUGGACCGGCAGAUCGCUCGCUUCGUGCUGCCAGUGGGAGCUACCAUCAACAUGGACGGGACAGCCCUGUACGAGGCAGUGGCGGCCAUCUUUAUCGCUCAAGUCAAUGAGUAUGACUUGGACUUUGGCCAGCUGGUAACUAUUAGUAUAACAGCAACAGCAGCCAGCAUCGGGGCAGCUGGGAUACCUCAAGCCGGUCUGGUUACCAUGGUUAUUGUCCUGACCUCAGUGGGGCUGCCGCCAGCUGACAUCUCACUGAUUGUGGCCAUCGAUUGGGUUCUUGAUCGGUUCCGGACGAUGAUCAAUGUUCUUGGUGAUGCCUUAGCUGCUGGGAUUAUGGCUCAUUUAUGUAAGAAGGACUUUGAGAAGGCAGCCACCACUGCUGCAACUCCAACUCCUAGAGACACAGUAAUCUCCUUUGGCAAUCAGAGCGUGGCUAUGUCUGAUGCUCCUCUGAUCACACACCGGUGCGAUUAUGUGUACGAGGUGGAUGGAGAAAACGUGAUGGAGAGACCCGUGGCCUGCUACAACCUCUGCCAAGUCUGA